UAUCCCACUUCCCAGUUCAUCACGGCACAUAACUCUCCACACAUAAAGCUCCGCUCCUGGACCACUGAACUCACCUGUGAAAAGGACCAACAAAACAGAAAAAAGUCAAGAUGUGCUGCUCGGGGUUCCUGAAAAUUAUUAUGUUCGUCUUCAAUGGCGUCAUCUUCUUGGCAGGUGCUGCAAUCCUGGGUGUAGGGAUCUGGGUGACAGUAGACAGCAGCUCCAUGCUUGGUGUAUUAUCUCAUAUUAAAGAUGCGCCCCCCGAGUUGGCUCAGCUGGCUAAUGUGGGCUACCUGCUGAUCGCUGUGGGGUCCAUACUCGCCAUCAUGGGCUUCCUGGGCUGCUGUGGAGCCAUAACUGAGAAUAAGUGCAUGCUUCUUACAUUCUUCAUCAUCGUGCUUAUCAUCUUCAUUGCUGAAGUGGCCGGGGCCAUUGUAGUUCUGGUGUUCAAGCCUUUGGCAGAGGACAUUUUGGUCAAACUGAACGAGAAUUUUGUUAAGACCAUCCAGACGGAAUACGGAAAAAAUGAUGAAUUUACAACUGUCCUGAAUAACACUAUGCAACAGCUGAAAUGCUGUGGAUACAACAACUACACUGACUUCGAUGAAUCUCCUUUUGUAUCAUCCACCAAGCUUUACCCAACGACUUGCUGCCUUAAAGAUAAAUCAGCGUGUAAUCUGAAUACAGCACAAAAUGAGAAAGUAAAAGGUUGUUUCAAAGCUCUAGUCAAUCUGAUAGAAGAAAAUGCAGUUUUGAUAGGAGGCGUGGCGCUUGGCAUCGGUGCUCUAGAGAUUGCUGCGAUGGUUGUGUCCAUGGUCCUAUACAAUAACAUUGGGAAAUAAUUACAAAAGCUAAAGUUGCUGCAAGCACUGAUGUAUGCACUUCUUCUUAGUACGACUGACUUCAGUGCAGGCUGAUUGCUGUCUUACAGCUGCCUAUCGAUACAAAUUCUUAUGAGUCAACCCUUAUGAAAAGUUACCAGCGGUUAAGGUCAGGGUUUGGAGGGGUUCAUUAGUUUUAAAAAAACAAAAACAAAAAAACACCUCAUUUGAAUUUAUUAUAAUUCCUGUGAAUAUUGCAAGAGAUCCGAUAACAGGCUUCACCUGAGCUUGCUAAUAAGACUAAGGAUGAAUAAGUGCUAGUUAGAAAACGUUAAUAAGAACUUUUUUAUUCAAUGUAUUUGAUGCCUAUUAGCUUUUAUUUAUUGUUUUGAUGAUCUAUUAAUCAGAGCAUUGUCACCCACUCAUAUUGUUAGUUAGACUCCGGUCUAGUCUAGUUUGAAUAUUCACUUCCUGUUUACUCAGUCAUAAAAACAAAGUACUGUGUACCACUGGUCAUGAUGCAUACGUUAAAUGUAUACUGUCUUGUAAUACUAUAAAAAAUAAAAUAAAAAUUAUAAAUAAAUAAAAAAAAGAAGGACAAAAAAGGUCCUGUUCUAUUGGCUAUAUUUUUCUUCUGUUUUAACUGAAGUGCAUAACUUUUUCUGCCAAUAGAACAAGACUAGAAACACAAUAAUAUCAUAAUAAAAUAUAUUAUAUUUUCACUUGCUAUCAUUUUUUUCACUCUAUUAUGUAUGUAUAGUUUUAUGUUGUAAUGAAAUGUACUGAAAUGUGUAUUUCUGUAAAUCUAAAUGAAAGAUUUUCUCAAAUUGUC
Messenger RNA from Ictalurus furcatus (blue catfish), 1653 nucleotides. It is a transcript of the gene tspan34a, whose product is annotated as tetraspanin 34a. NCBI's taxonomy places the organism in Eukaryota, Metazoa, Chordata, Actinopteri, Siluriformes, Ictaluridae. The record is from RefSeq and is a predicted model, not a curated record. The transcript is spliced from 8 exons. Gene Ontology annotation, cellular component: membrane. Bases 111 to 842 code for a protein of 243 amino acids.